UCCCCUUACUUGGCAUGUCAAAUUUAUAUUUAGGCAUUUGGUGGCAAGUUUUUUUUUAACUUUGUAAAAUAUAUCAAGUUGAUCCUCAGUUAGAGCCCUUAAUUGUAAUCAUUCAUCUCUCAUCUAGAUUCAUUCUUGCUCAGAGAACUCAACAAGACAUUAAGUUCUUCCAAGGUCAGUGAGUGCCUUUAAAUGAUUCUUGUUUCCCUGUUGUUCUGGAUAUUGCUAAUGGAGCCAAGGCCCUUGCGUGAACUAGGAUAAAUCAAGGUUGCAAGUAUCUAGAACCUGAAUUGGGCUAUUAUUAGAUGAUCUAUGUUAGGAUCGUCAUUGGAGUCCAGUACUUCCUUGCCAUAAACCGAAGUGUUGAGAUGUUUAGAACUAUAGAGUUAUUGUCCCUUCAAUAUGGUAUCCGAGCCCAUAUUUCUUUUUUAUCUUCCCUAAAUUGUCUGUCCACAUGUAGAGCGAGGUCUAUUGAAGAAGUGUGGGGGAGUGUUGAGAUAUAUUGGGACAUGCAGAGUUAUACUCCCGCAUUGGUUUGUUAUGGUGUUUGGUACCUUUGUGUACUUGAGGAGCUAUUUACAUUUAAUGCUCUAAGAUGGGUAGAGAAGGGUCUCUUCGUCCUGAAGAUUGUGCCAAAGCAUGCGAUUAUUGAUGUUCUGCAACGGCUCACAAGAAUAACUGCUUGCUCUUCUGCAACAUGUGCUGCAAGAAGUGUUUGUGUGUCCCAUCUGGUACUUAUGGGCACAAGGAGGAAUGCCCUUGCUACAACAACUGGAAAACCAAAGAAGGGGGGCCCAAAUGCCCAUGAAAUAUAUAAUUUUAGCAUAUGAGUAGGAAUUUUACAUUGUUUAUUAUUAUUAUUAUUAUUAUGUUCAUGUUCAUGGGAACUUGAAGCAGUGAUUUGAAUAAGCUUAAUAAAAGAAUUUUGGAUUA
This is a messenger RNA of Macadamia integrifolia, 933 nucleotides long. RefSeq lists its product as uncharacterized. The record is from RefSeq and is a predicted model, not a curated record. The transcript is spliced from 3 exons. Lineage: Eukaryota; Viridiplantae; Streptophyta; Magnoliopsida; Proteales; Proteaceae. The coding region runs from base 306 to 830 and encodes 174 amino acids.